Molecule: messenger RNA, 1606 nt
Organism: Salvia miltiorrhiza (redroot sage)
Lineage: Eukaryota; Viridiplantae; Streptophyta; Magnoliopsida; Lamiales; Lamiaceae
Exons: 2
Coding region: 351-1358 (335 amino acids)
Cellular component (GO): cytoplasm
Source: RefSeq, a predicted model, not a curated record
GGGUGAUUUUUACAGAUGAAAACAGACAAUAUCGUAAUUCUAUUAAUAUUUUUAUUUUAUUUUUCAAUAAAGGGGUAUAGUGAAAAAAGUGGGACUGUGCUUAGAAUCACCCCAAAUCCAAUCGCCCGAUUCCCCCACUCCCAGACCCAGUUCCCCUAUCGGCAUUCCGCAGGAAGCAAGCAGCAGCCGCGCCGCCGCCUGCCCGCGUCGCCGACCGCGCAUUUCGCCGGAAGCAAGCAGCAGCAGCAGCGCCGCCUCUUCUCCAGCGCGUCGCGCCUCCUCCGAGUUCCGGCACUCGGCGGCUCCGGCAGAGCUGAACAUCUUUGGGGUGAGUAAUUUCUUGGUUUGACAUGAAGGAAGAGGAUAUAAACAGGUGCCAGAUUCAGGAAUGGUUCCCAAAAUUCAAAUCCAUAACCAUAAAAACUUCAAUUCACAAGCUUCCUGAGUCCUUUGUCCAAUACCUUACUGAUGAUUCUGGUGCAUUUCUGCUGCCUCUUUCAAUCACAAAUGAUGAUGCCUUGCCGAAUAGAAUCCACAAACCCGAGGAAGAGGAAGAUUUUGUUGUGUCGGAGGGAUCUGGAGACGAAGCAGAGGAAUCCAUGCCGGCCCCCUCGUUCCCUGAAUUAGAAACAGAGAUUAAAGCAUCCAUUGAAUCUCUAGGGGGUGCUGUCUUUCCUAAGCUCAACUGGAGUUCGCCUAAAGACGCAGCGUGGAUCAGUUCUACUGGGAGUCUCAGAUGCACCAAUUUCUCCGAGAUUGCUCUCUUACUACGAUCUUCAGACUCAGUCGUCCAUGAUCUCUUCCAUGCAUAUGAUUCCUGCACGGACAAGACUGCAUCAAGGCCUUCAACUUUCUACCUUGCACUCCGGAAAUGGUAUCCUUCGCUGCACCCUGAGAUGGAGUUCCGUUGCUUUGUGCUCGAUAAAGCCCUUGUUGGUAUUUGUCAGCGGGAGGUGACUAACUUUUACCCUGCUCUUGUUGAAAAGAAGAGUGAGUUGAAAAUGGUGGUUGAACAGCUUUUCUUAGAUAAGAUAAAGGAGGGAUUUGAAUCUGAGAGCUAUACGUUUGAUGUGUAUGUUAUGAAAGAUGGGAGAGUUAAGAUUUUGGAUUUCAACCCGUGGGGUGCGUCUACGCUUCCCUUGCUUUUCACUUGGGAGGAGUUGGAAGAGAUGUCGGGUAAUGAGUUAGAGUUGAGGAUUGUUGAGACUCGUUGUGGUAUUCGCCCGGGUUUGAAAACUGCAGUUCCUUAUGAUUAUUUGGAUACCAGUGAAGGGAGCGGCUGGGAUCAAUUCCUGAGGAAUGUUGAUGUGGAGCUGCAGAAGCAGACGUUGUCGUCGUUUUCUAAAGCAGGAGGGUGAAGGAAAUAGUGGAAAUGCCUAGUUUGCCUUGCUCAUGUUGAUUGCUUAAUAGUUGGAGUUAUUUUUGCAGGGAUCUAAAACUUUUUUUUCAAGUUUUAAGUGGUGGAACACUGUCAGAUAGGAGAUAUCACAUAAUUGUUGUUAUAAUUAUUUGACUUUCAUAUAUGUUGAUUGGAUGCUGAUCAGUUUAGGUCACCGUUACUAGGAUCUUGUAAGUGGGUGAUUUGGAAAUAUUCAUGUUUAACCAA